Aspergillus tanneri is the source of this 339-nucleotide messenger RNA. Its product is annotated as BolA family protein. The coding region runs from base 1 to 339 and encodes 112 amino acids. Lineage: Eukaryota; Fungi; Ascomycota; Eurotiomycetes; Eurotiales; Aspergillaceae. The transcript has 3 exons. The record is from RefSeq and is a predicted model, not a curated record.
AUGGCUUCGACAUCCAACACGCCCGUUGAAAACACCAUUCGAGAGAAGAUAACAGCAGCACUCGCCCCAUCUACCCUUGUCAUCCGGAAUGAUUCGCAUCUACAUGCGCAUCACGAGCCCAUGCGCGGGUCAGCAUCCAAAGAGACGCAUUUCCAUGUCACGAUCACAUCCGCAUUGUUUCAAUCGAAGAUGCAGCCUGCACGACAUCGAAUGGUGUAUAGUUUGUUGAAGGAGGAGAUGAGUCGCGAGGAUGGGAUCCAUGCUCUACAGCUGAAAACUAGGACACCAGAGGAGGAGGUAAGGGAGAAGGAGAGAAGGGCAGCGCAGGCGCAGGCUUAG